Molecule: messenger RNA, 2522 nt
Organism: Hippocampus zosterae (dwarf seahorse)
Lineage: Eukaryota; Metazoa; Chordata; Actinopteri; Syngnathiformes; Syngnathidae
Gene: gpr84
Product: G protein-coupled receptor 84
Exons: 2
Coding region: 46-1359 (437 amino acids)
Biological process (GO): neuropeptide signaling pathway
Cellular component (GO): membrane
Molecular function (GO): urotensin II receptor activity
Source: RefSeq, a predicted model, not a curated record
AAUUACAUCAGACCAAGUGUACUUCAGCAAUACGCAUAAAUUAAAAUGCCGACAGGAAGCCAAACAGUUGGGCGGUUCAGUGCACAGAAAGAGCUUCGUGUUGACUUUUCUGACAAGCGGCAGAAAUAUUUGGCUUUGAGGAUGUUGCUGAACGUCACCAACCAAACGGAAGACGAUUUCUCCUGCUACAGCGCUUCAGUCGAAGGCUACCGCUACUUUGCCGUGCUGUGGGGAUGCGUCGUUACCAUCACUGGCACGGUUGGGAACCUGAUGACCAUUUUCGCUUUUGCUUUGGACUCACAAUUGAGGACCCGCUUCAACGUGCUCAUCGUCAACCUGGCUAUCGCUGAUCUUCUCUACUGCACCAUACUGCAGCCCAUCUCGGUCGAUUCCUACCUGCAUCUCAGAUGGCGCUGCGGUGCGCUCUGGUGCAGGACCUUCGGCCUGCUUCUAUUCCUGUCCAACUCGGUCUCUAUUAUCAUCCUCUGCUUGGUGGCAAUGAGUCGCUACCUCCUGGUUGCAAAAAGGGCCUUGUUUGACCGUAUUUUUUCAAACUGGGGUCUGGUUUCCCUCCUGCUGUCGACAUGGGCGCUGGGCAUGGCCAGCUUCGGUCCGCUUUGGUCUGUUUUUGUGUUUGUGCCUCAAGUGUGCACAUGCAGCUUCCAUCGAACCAGGGGCCGCCCCUACACCACCAUCCUGCUCUUUUUCUACUUCUUCGUGGGACUGACCUGCGUCGGCACGUUCUACCUUCUCAUUUACCGGCGCGUCCGGGUUGCGUCAAAGGCCCUGGUUCGCUACAGGUUCAGCCGACGGUCUUCCAAGAAGAAGCCAGCCCUGACAGCGCCAGUCACUGAUGACAUUAGUGUGGAGAGUGGGAUGGCCACUGCGAGUAGUGAGCUGAGCUCCCAGUGUAAAUCCGCACAGAGUAAGGAGGACAUCAACAGUGACGGUGCCUCUCCAAAAACACACGCCGAGCCAACAAAUCAAUCGGCAGAAAGCAAAACAAAGCCUGACAUUGUCAGUAGGCCACAGUCAAGCGCACCUGCGCCCGCUUCUGCGCCAUCCCACGCAACCACCUCAGGAGACGAUAUAGAAUUUAAACGUGUGACGCGCAUGUGUUUUGCGGUUUUCCUGUGUUUUGUAUUUUGCUUUGUCCCCUUCCUGAUACUCAACAUUGUCGAUAAGCAAGGUCGUGCCCCGCAGGUGUUACACAUGUUCUGUGCAAACCUCACCUGGCUCAACAGCUGCAUCAACCCAAUUCUCUACGCUGUCAUGAACAGACAAUUUCGAAAGGCUUACCAACUAUUGCUCACCAGGGCGGUGAAACCCUUGACAUGCCUCUGGAUUAAGAGCGCCUAAAUAUCCUCAACGUAAAACCUUACUCAAUGCUGAAACAGAUUCAAUUAACAUGUUCUUUGCAUACUGUAAAGCAGGGGUCAUGAACAUAGUGCCUGUGGGCAUCCGGUAGCCCCCCCAAGCACCACAUGAGUAGACCACAGGCCAAUUCUAAAGAAAAAGAUCACCAGUAAUGGGAUAUAGUGAUUUCCUUGGAAUGAAGUGAAAGUGAUCUAUUGACACUUGCGGAGAUUUAGCGACAGUGGCGUACUGUUAAAGCUUGCUUUUAACGCUGGUCAAUAGACAAUUUGAAUCAGAGAUGACAUCAUUUAUAGCUAAUAAUUAGCGAUAAUUGCGAGACAGAUGCCACCUGUUACGAAACCUAACCUUUGAGAACUAUUACUAAAUAAAGAAUCUAAGUACUAAGUCAAGAACCUAACAUAGAAAUGUCACCGGAAAAUAACGUAAAAGUGGCCAUGAGAAAGAAACAAAUGGGUUCAAGAUACUCAUGUCCACAUUUGACAUCUCAACUUCCUUUCAGAUGCUCCAUGUGCUUUUAUUUAUUGAUCAGACACAUUUGAGAUAUUUACUGUGAAGUGGUUGCUUUGAAUACAUAUUUAAGUUUGUUUACUAGAACCUUUAAGGAUGCAACAAACUUUCUUGGUCAUUCCAUUGUUACAUCAUGUCACGUAAUGAAUGAAACCCCAUCGUAUUGCAGAAUCAGCAGGGAUUUCCUGUUUGGUGCAAUGCGAUACAUUUUCGACUGUCGAUUGAGGAAUUUGUGAUUCAUUAGGAAACUAUCUAGGCAAGUUUAAAAAAGGUGAAUAUUAUGUACCAGCGAAAACGCAAAUGAAUUUCGAGGUGACUAUUUCACCCUACAUAAGAUUUAGAGUUCAAGCUCCUUUGUUACAUCACGGAAGACCAUCCCUACUAUUUAAAAGUUGUUGCAAUCAAUUUGUAGUCCUACCUAUACAUUGAGCUGAAUUUUGUAUUUACUGUCUAUGCUUUUCAUAACGCGUUUGGUCCCGAUCGUAUUUUCCAUACAGUACGUACUUGCUAUUUAGAUACAUGGAAUGAUUUCAGCGAAAUGCCUCGUCCAAAGUCAGCUGGGAUUGGCUCCAGCUCACCCACAACCUUAACAAGGACAACAGCUAUAGAAAAUGGGAUGAAUGGUUAAAAAUAAAAAU